AUGAAUCCCAGCGGUGUGGUGAAGCUUCAGAAGCUGCUGCAGGUUCUGCUGAGGGGAGCUGAAGCUCGUAAACUGAAGAAGAUCGGUCAGCUGAAGUCUCUGGACGAGGAGGGUCAGGUCCCGGUGCUGCCCGCCGGUCCCGGCUCGGUCGAGUCCAUCCCGUAUCUGUCACCCAAAGCCGGUCUGACGUUCCACUCUCAGCUCGUCUUCCUCAGCAUCCUGGAGUCCAUCGAGCCAGAGGUGGUGAACGCCGGACACGACCACGCCCAGCCCGACUCGGCCGCCGCCCUCCUCACCAGCCUCAACGAGCUUGGCGAGAGGCAGCUGGUUAAAGUGGUCAAAUGGGCCAAAGGACUGCCAGGGUUCCGUAACCUGCACGUGGAUGAUCAGAUGACCAUGAUCCAGCACGCCUGGAUGGCCGUCAUGGUCUUCGCUCUGGGAUGGAGAUCCUACAAGAACGUCAACGCUCGGAUGCUGUACUUCGCUCCGGACCUGGUCUUCAACGAUCGCAGGAUGCACAUCUCCAGCAUGUACGAGCACUGUAUGCAGAUGAAGAACCUGUCGCAGGAGUUCGUCCUGCUGCAGGUCACACAGGAAGAGUUCCUUUGCAUGAAGGCCCUCCUACUGUUCAGCAUCAUUCCUGUGGAGGGGCUGAAGAGUCAGAAGUACUUUGAUGAGUUGAGGGUGACGUACAUUAACGAGCUCGAUCGUCUCAUUAACUACGGCAGGAAGAGCAACUGUGCCCAACGAUUCUACCAGCUCACCCGCCUCAUGGACUCUCUACAACCGAUCGUGCGGAAGCUGCACCAGUUCACCUUCGACCUGUUUGUUCAGGCUCAGUCGUUACCCACCAAGGUGAGCUUCCCGGAGAUGAUCGGCGAAAUCAUCUCGGUGCAGGUACCAAAGAUCCUCGCCGGCCUGGCUAAACCCAUCCUGUUCCACAAAAGCGUGACUCCGCCCCCUCGCGCACCGCGACUGGACACGCCCACCCAGCCGAAUCUGGUCUGAUCUGUUAUGAUCGGGUCGCGUCGUGUCCGGUUCCUCGACUCCGGCGUCACUUUUUUUUUGUCAUGGUUCUGCAGGGAGACUUAAAAUAAGUCCUCAUUUUUACUUUCUCUCUCUCUCUCGCACUCACUCACUCGCUCUCUCCAUCCUCUCACACUCGCUCUCUCUUUGUCCUCUCGCGCUGCCUCUCUCUUUCUUUCUACGACAAAAAAAACAGAAAGAAAUGGUAGUAAAUGUGCGGAGGAUCAUUACAUCAUUACGCCGGUCUAUCUUCUGCUCACAAAUCAUCUCAGAUCAUUUUCUCACACCGGUGUCGCUCUCUCCUCUCUCUCUCUCUCUCUCUGUAUCUCUCUCGCCCAUCCUCACUUUUCUCUCCAGCGUUUUAUUCCUGAAGAGUCUGAAGAGCUUCGGCGUGUCACCAGUUGGACAGAUUUAUAAAAAAGAGAAAAGAAAAGAAAGAAAAAAGAAAUAAUAAAAUAAUAAAAGAAGAGACGUCGUUGCCUUUAGUUUUAUCUGAGCCGUGAGAAGACGAAGUUUGCACUAGAAAGUUUCCCGUUCAGAAGCUCUGAGGUCUGUUUACUUCACAUACGACUCUAUGCAUUUGGAAAAAAAAUAUAUUAAAUAAAUGUUAAAAAAAUAAAAAUAAUAAAAGGUCUAAAAGGUCUGAAAGGUCUAAAAGGUAAACUGCCAUACGCCUUUUCAAAACAUCAUAAAAUAAUAAUAAUAAUAAUAAACGACUACCAGAAUAAAGCUAGCGCUGCUUUUUACUCCAAAUUUAAUCACUGACCAAAUCGACGACAAUCGUAAUGUGCUUCUUAUCCGUGCCUGAUUAUAUUUUUAUUUCUAUUUUGCAACCUGAUACGUCAAUCAAAACGUAAUCAGAACGUAAUCAGAGCGUAAAUCACGGCUGCAAACCUGGAACAAUUCAACAAGUCAACACGCUGCGAAACCAAGCUGCUAACGUGUUUUAUUAAGGGUUUAAAUUUAUUUGACUUCUGGCUAGUCUCUCUCUCGCUAACGUGUUCUCGCGUGGUUUUCUUUAUAGCGAAUCGAGCUAACUCUGCCGCUCCUGUAUAUGAACGUAGCUGAACAUGUGUCGGUGCUUCUGCAGUAAAUAAAUCUCUGCAUGUACGACUGUAACACUUCCAGCCCCAUCGCUUUUACUUUUUUAUUCUGAGCGUUACCGCUGCGUGUCCGACUUUGUUUUUUUUCUCUGUGAAAUUUUUUAGCCAAAAACAAAGAAAACUAAACGAACGCUUUUGCACUUGGAUGUAAAUCUUCCAGCUCACCGCUGACGCCUUUAUCGUAGCGUAGCGCCCGUUCCUCUCGUCUCCUCAUCAGCAAUAAGUCAUAAAAACAUCCGACGUAUCGCUAAACGAUCGCAAAGAGCCCUGAAAUGAACCGAACCUUUACCGCGCACAAUCCCUCGCUAGCAUUAGCUCAGCAUACUUGCGCCACAGCUAAAUAGCUAGCUAACUUCCAUCUCUACAGAUGAUAAACAAAGCUAUUUUAGAUCUGUUGUAAUCUUAACCAGCUAAGCGAAAGCUGACUAACAUGGCACAGUCUGUCCCCCUCUUCCCUCCUCCUGCUCCGCCCUUCUCCUAAUAUCCCCCGCUCUGUUUUUAGGGAUGAGCCGCUCGGUUACGCCUCCGUAGAUCUGAAUAAUUAAAUGAUCUUGAUAAUAAAAGAAGUAAAAAAA
This is a messenger RNA of Trichomycterus rosablanca, 2704 nucleotides long. Its product is annotated as androgen receptor-like. The coding region runs from base 1 to 1008 and encodes 335 amino acids. Gene Ontology annotation, cellular component: chromatin; nucleus. Lineage: Eukaryota; Metazoa; Chordata; Actinopteri; Siluriformes; Trichomycteridae. Gene Ontology annotation, molecular function: estrogen response element binding; nuclear receptor activity. Gene Ontology annotation, biological process: nuclear receptor-mediated steroid hormone signaling pathway; positive regulation of transcription by RNA polymerase II; male gonad development. The transcript is spliced from 6 exons. The record is from RefSeq and is a predicted model, not a curated record.